AUGAAAGCUAUUGUAAUAAAUAAUUGGUUAAAAAAUGUUGAUGAAAUGAAAAUUUAUGAUAAUGCACCUGAACCAAAUUUAUGCGAUGAUCAAGUGUUGGUUGAGAUUAGAGCUGCUGCUUUGAAUUUUUUUGAUAUUUUACAGGUUCAAGGAAAGUAUCAAAUUAAGCCACCCUUUCCAUUUACACCUGGAAUUGAGUUUGCUGGAAUCGUGAUUAAGGCAGGGAAAAAUUGUAAAAAAUCAUUUAGACCAGGAGAUAAAGUAUUUGGUUGCGCACAAGGAUCUUUUGCGGAGCGUGUUGCUGCAUUAAGUAGUGAUGUAUAUUUAAUACCUGAUGGGUUGAGCUUUGAAGAGGCUGCAGGGUUAUUUGUUACGUAUCCUACUAGUUAUGCUGCUUUGGUUAUUAGAGCAAAGUUACAAAAAGAUGAAUGGUGCCUCGUUCAUGGUGCAGCUGGUGGUGUCGGUAUUGUAGCUGUUCAAGUUGCUAAACUUCUUGGAGCAAAAGUUAUUGCUGCAGCAGGAUCACCAGAAAAGUUAGACAUUGCAAAGAAAUUAGGUGCAGAUUAUACAAUUAAUUAUAAUGAGAAAGAUUGGCAAAAACAAGUAUUAAAAAUUACGGGAGGAAAAGGCGUUGACGUUGUUUAUGAUCCUGUAGGAUUGAUUCAACCUUCUAUUAAAUGCAUUGCAUGGAAUGGAAGACUCAUUGUGAUUGGGUUUACAGGUGGUAACAUUGAAAAGUUACCAUUAAACCUCGUUUUACUCAAGAAUAUUUCAGUCAUCGGUUUACAUUGGGGAGCAUAUACGAAAAAUGAGCCAGAACGUAUUGAAGAAGUAUGGAAUGAUUUAUUAAAUUUAUUGGCUAGUAGAAAGUUAAAACCUGUCAUUUAUGAAAAAAUUUUUUAUGGGUUGGAUAGCAUAAAAGAUGGUUUAAAAGCUAUUGCAAGUAGGAAAACUUAUGGUAAAGUUAUUGUUAUUCCUAGUGGUGCUAAAUCUAGUAAACUUUAA
Funneliformis geosporum is the source of this 1005-nucleotide messenger RNA. The record is from the annotation of a GenBank genome assembly. Lineage: Eukaryota; Fungi; Glomeromycota; Glomeromycetes; Glomerales; Glomeraceae.